Molecule: messenger RNA, 1016 nt
Organism: Phalaenopsis equestris
Lineage: Eukaryota; Viridiplantae; Streptophyta; Magnoliopsida; Asparagales; Orchidaceae
Product: oleosin 16 kDa-like
Exons: 1
Coding region: 169-660 (163 amino acids)
Biological process (GO): lipid storage
Cellular component (GO): membrane; monolayer-surrounded lipid storage body
Source: RefSeq, a predicted model, not a curated record
GUUACAUCACUUCAAAUUUCAAUCUUAAGCCUCGCACGUGUAAUCCUGCAUGCCUUUCUAAAUGCCCAAAUCCCACUUGUGUCGCCCAAUUUGUUUCCCUCAAAUCCCUCUCUUCAGCAUCCAGGCCCUCCCCGUUCCCCUCCCCAACCAGCUCUAGGCUAGCCAACCAUGGAUGAACGGCAGACCGGGCGACGACAAGCGGCGAUUUCUCACGAUUUAACCGGGCGCAGUGGCAUUGCGCUUCUCAGAUGGAUCCAGGAUCACGCGCCGAACUCGAGCCAGGUUGUGGGUUUCCUUUCUCUGGUCAUCUCCGCUGCUAUUCUUCUCAUCCUAACUGGGUUGACGGUGAGUGGAGCUACGCUGGGUCUUAUCGUGUUUGGGCCGUUGUUGUUAAUCACGAGCCCAGUGUGGGUUCCAGUGGGUGCAGUGGCUUUUGUGCUGCUUGCCGGAGCCGCGUCGGUUGUCGGUGCUGCUGUUGCUUCGGCUGCUGUAGCGACGUGGCUAUACCGGUACUUCACAGGUCGGCACCCGGUUGGGUCGGAUGGGAUCGAUUUCGCGCGGAGUCGAAUCGCCGACACGGCAAUCCAUGUGAAGGAUUACGCUCGGGGGUGUGGUGGGUAUUUUCAGAGCCGCAUCAAGGAUGCUGCUCCGGGGGCAUAGGUGUGGUCGUCGGCUUGCAUGCUGGUUUGUGUACUUAUGGUAGGUAUCUAUCUGGUUGUUGGAUUCUUGCUACCCUUUUGUCCUUGUUUUAUGAAUUUUUUUCUUUUUUUUUUUGGUGGUGUAGAGGUAAUUGAGCUUUCUUUUUAAUGCCUGCGUUAAUGCAGCAUAAAUAAUUAAGUGCAGCUAUGACGCAGCCCUACUUGCGUACUAGGGCAGAGGUUCUUAGCUGGAACCUAAUAUUUACUUGUUACUGUGAAGGCUAGAAUGUGGAUAUGGUUCUAAGGUUCUUGUCUUUAUAUGCUAUGUGUUAAUAAAUUAGUUUUAAAUGAUGCAGAGAACUGCAGAAGUUGCAUUCA